UUUUUUUUUUAAAAAACUAUAGUUCGGCCCUCCAACAGACUGAGGGACAGUGAACUGGCCCCCUGUUUAAAAAGUUUGAGGACCUCUGGUAUAGACUCUAGAGCUCCAUUAUCUGGGUUCAAAUCCUGGCUACUUCAUUUACUAGGUGUAUAACCUUAAGAAAGUUAGUUAACUCAUCUGUGCUUCACUUCCUUCCUCUGUAAAAUGAAGGCAGUAAUAGUACCUAUCUCGUAGAAUUGUUACGGAGUUUAAAUGAGGUUUUUUUUUUGAGAAGGGGUCUCACUCCUUUGCCCCAUGCUAGAAUGCUAUGGGGUCACUGCUCACAGCAAUCUCAAACUUCUGGGCUCAAACAAUCCUCCUGACUCAGCCUCCCUAGUAGCUGGGACUAUAGGUGCCCGCCAUAAUGCCCAGCUAUUUUUUUUAGAGACUGAGUCUCACUCUUGCUCAGGCUGAUCUUGAACUCCUGAGCUUAAGCAAUCUACCUGCCUAGGCCUUCCAGAGUACUAAGAUUACAGGCAUGAGCCACCAUGCCUGGCCAAUGAGUUAAUAUUUUUAAAGUGCUUGUAUUAGUGCUGGGCACAUAUAAGUGCUAUAUAAGUAUUAAAUGAAAUGAAUUCAUUCAUUCAUUCACAAUAUUUACCAACCAGCUUCUAUGUGCUAGGCUCUGUUGACUGCUGGGGACAUAGCAGUGAAAAUCAAGAUAGGUGAAAAUCAUGGUCCUCAGGGAACUUACACUCUAGUGCCAAGGAAGAAUGGUGAUGACAGGUCCAAGUGGAAGCAUAAGAGAUGUGCAUGAGUUGGGAAGGUCACUAGCCUAGGACCUGGUACAUAGUGGGGCUCAGGAGAUGGAAAGGGGAAGGAAGACCCUGAACAAGCAGCAGAGUGGAAUCUCUAGUAGACACACUGGGGCUGCUGAAAUACUCAGUUAACAAUCAUUGCUCCCAUCGUAUAAUGGCAGCAAACACUUGCACGCACUCUUUCAUACCUGACACUAUUCUGUUAAUUUUACGUAUGUCAUCUCAUUUAAUUCUUACAGUAACCUAUGACUUUGGUACUAUUAUUAUUAUCAUUUUUCAAAUGGGAACCGAGGCAUAGAAAGGUUAAGUAACUUGCUUCAUAGCAACUUGCUUGUAGGUUAGUAAGUAGGGAUUCUAGCCCAGGUCAUCUAAUGGUGGCAGGACUGGACUUGCAGGUAGAGGGGACAUGACAGGUUGCUAAACCUCAGGACCAGGUAGGACCAACAGGUAGAGCAGGGUAGGACCAACAACAUCUCCAGCAGUUAGCUCCAACCCAGCAGGUAUGGGAAACAGACCCCAUGAUUGGAGAAAAUUCAGUGGUGUAGGCAGUCUACUUCCUCCUUCCCCCAGAUAAUCCAAACCAGGGCAUCAACAGGUGGCUGCAAGUCCCCAAGAGUAGCUGGAACAUGGGGAGAUACCCCUAGCUGGUAUUUUCCUGGUAUCAUAGUGUAGUGUUAAGGAAUAUAUUCCUCCCCAACACCUACACAGAUUGAAGGGAAUGAACAUCCUUUCAACGCCUACAUAUCCAAGACCCAAUAUACACAAUAAACACUUCAAGGUUGCUCAGAGGGCCUGGGAUGAACAAAGAGUUCAGCUCUGGAUUGCUCCAUGAACCAGUCUCUCCAAAUGGUCUGCCCCCUCCACACCACCACCAUAGGCUUUGAGUCCAGCCUCCUGCCACAGUAAGUCACUGUUCCAAAGCCCUGUAAUCCCACCUAGAAACCACAAAUGAAACACUAGAUAUUAUAAUCCUGAGAAGCUUAACAGGCACCAAUGAAUCCAGAUUAUAGCUUGGGACCAAGAAGUCAAGUCAUCAAGAGGCUAGAACCAGGGCGGUGCCUGUGGCUCAAGGAGUAGGGCACCGGUCCCACAUGCCAGAGGUGGCGGGUUCAAACCCAGCUCCGGCCAAAAAUCACAAAAAAAAAAAAAAAAAAAAGAGGCUAGGACCAGAAAGAGGCGAAUGGAACUGGUGGAUCCAAAGAGAGCUGGAGCUCACAGUAAAACACCAGGGAGGGGAGAACCCUCAACAGUUUACAUCCUUCUUAACCUCACCUGAAAUCCUACCUUAGGCAAGGCAGAAAUUACGCAACCAAGUUGUCAAAUGGGGAAAUUGAGUCCCAGAGAGGAACAGUGAAUUAUUUAAGACCGCAAUCGCACUCAGAACUUGGAGUUAGGCAUCCAACAGCCCUUCCAUUGUACAAAGAAACAGAGAGAAGAGAGAGGGGGGUCCAGGUGGUGGUAGAGAGAAAUAGUGCAGGGAGUUAGGAGACAAGUGGCAGUUAAUAGGAGAGGCAGAAUCUGAUAUGGAAGAGCAGAUAAAUGCUUCCUCAUGAUCUAACUGGGCAGGGCUUGGCCUUCUGAAAAUCUCUCCAACCUUGGAUUCCAUCUGUGGGCUGAUGAGGGCAACACCAUCCUACUCCCAAUCCCAGGCAAGGUGGGUUUUAAAGGAAGAGAAGGACUAAAGCACCUCACAUAUAAUCAGACAUUACUUAACAGUUUCCAACCUCAUAAUCUUUGAAUUUUAGAGCACAGAAUACCCCCUAAAACAAUUUCCUUAUCCUCCUACUGUUAUCUAUUGUACUGAUGGGAGAUCAAGGCCUGGAAAAAAAAAGCAACUUUCUGGAAAUCCAUAGCAACUCAGGAAUUUAGGUUUCCUGACCAGGGCACACUAGAGAGGGACUAUUCCUUCUCUUGCUUGAACCUUCUCAUAAGCUUCCUGGAAAGAGCCCUGGGAUCCAGAAGACCUAAUAUUCAUUCCUAGAUAUGCUGAGACUCACCAAAUGACCAUUGGGAUGUCUAUAGAAUGUAAGCUACACAAGUGCAGGUAUUCUAAGUCCAGCCCCUAGAACAGUGUCUAGUCCAUCAAUAUGUGCCCAAUAAAUAUCCAUUAAAUUAACUACAUAGAAGGUUAGGGAAGUGUCAUAGUGAGAAAGCCUGAAGCCUAAAGUUCAGGGAACCAUGACCUUUAUCUUCAGAUACAUGAAAGGCUAAAAUUCUGUCCCUGUCCACAAACAUUUAUAGAAGGCCCAUUAUGUGUUAGGCACCAAAUUAGGUGGUGGGGUUCAGUUAAGAACAAAGUCACAUGCCCUGACCUCAGAUGAAAGGUUGGGGUUUGGGGGUGUAAAUGGCAGGGAAGCAGCCUACUCAACGUAAUACAGACAGUUUUCUCAGUCUCAGCUGCCUUGAAAUGGUCUCGGCUGCUUGCUCAGAAGGUGAUGAGUGCAGCAGGACUGCAGUGUUCCAGAAGGGCGCGGGCCGCCCACCUGUCUGUCAGAGGCUGCGCAAGGAGUCUGCAGAGAAGAGAUUCCUGGGUUGGGUGAGGUAAUUUCCCACCCCCAGAUUCCCUGCCUACAAAACACUGCAAUUCUCUGAUGCUAAAGACUCCGAUCUUAUUACUUCCUGACUUUCAAGGUCUCAUGAUGCUGACAGUUGUCAGUCUGCCCACACCCACUGGACUCAAAAUAAAUAAAGGCGAGUUUAGCAAGGGUCCUACAUCACCCCCUGCCUCAAAAGGUCUUGGGGUGGUCGGCGCCCGCUUCCCCAACUCCUGGGGGCUGCAAGGGUGUAACACGAACGCCAGGAUGCUGGGGACGUCCCAAGAAGGAUGUGCUGGAGAUGGCGUUAACAGACCCAGGACACGUGACAGUCAAAACAUCACGUUCUGCGGUCCGCUAGGCUGGAACCAGGCUGGUCACGUGACACUGGGGGUGCACCAUGGGGUGAUGUGAGAUGUGGGUCUCUCAGAUUACGCACAAAUGACGCAUUCCCACCACUUUUGGCAACCAGAUUUUCGUUGGAAGAUGGGACAGUUCCGGUAAAGGAGGUGGAUUCUCACGUCCAGGCAGCUUCGCUUCCGUUCGGGGCGCCACAGCUUCCGACUUCUAACCUCCGCCUCUCCCUCAGGGGGAUGACAGCUCAGAUGAAGAAGACAAGGAGCGGAUCGCGCUGGUGAUGCACCCAGGCACUGCUCGGCUGGGGAGCCCAGACGAUGAGUUCUUCCAGAAGUUCUCUCGGUCACCCUCCCCAGGUCCGGACAAUUCGGCAGACUAUUGUCAAGCUGGAGAAUAAAGUCCAGGAGUUGGAGAAGCAGCAGGUCACCAUCCUAGCCACGCCCCUUCCCGAGGAGAGCAUGAAGCAGGACCUGCAGAACCUGCGCGACGAGAUCAAACAGCUUGGAAGGGAGAUUCGCAUGCAGCUGAAGGCCAUAGAGCCCCAGAAAGAGGAAGCUGAUGAGAAUUAUAACUCCAUCAACACGAGAAUGAGAAAAACACAGCAUGGAGUUCUGUCCCAGCAAUUUGUAGAGCUCAUCAACAAGUGCAACUCUAUGCAGUCUGAGUACCGGGAGAAGAAUGUGGAGCGAAUUCGGAGGCAGCUGAAGAUCACCAAUGCUGGAAUGGUGUCUGAUGAGGAGCUGGAGCAGAUGCUGGACAGUGGGCAGAGUGAGGUGUUUGUGUCCAAUAUACUGAAGGACACACAAGUGACUCGACAGGCCCUAAAUGAGAUCUCAGCCAGGCACAGUGAGAUCCAGCAGCUUGAACGCAGUAUCCGUGAACUACAUGAGAUCUUCACUUUUCUGGCCACUGAGGUGGAGAUGCAGGGGGAGAUGAUCAACCGGAUUGAGAAGAACAUCCUUAGCUCAGCGGACUAUGUGGAACGUGGGCAGGAACAUGUCAAGGUAGCCCUGGAGAACCAGAAGAAGGCGAGGAAGAAGAAAGUCUUGAUUGCCAUCUGCCUGUCCAUCAUUGUCAUCAUACUGGCAAUCAUCAUUGGCGUCAGCACAGUGUUUGGAUAAUGCUGCAUAUUCUUGGAGAUACUGUGGGUCUGCCCUGGGUGCCUCAUCCCUGGCUCCAGCCUUCCCUUUUCCCCUCAGACCUUCUUCUCCCUCCUUCACUUGUAGGCACUGGGAGCACCAGGGACACAGGGCCUGGCCUUCUCUCCCGGUGGCUGGGGAGCAGGGCAGAGCCUCCAGCUGGACCCCCUUCCUCACACUGGCCCCUGUGUAGAGGAGCAAAUGGUUCUUCUGGGGUUGGCAGCUGCUCAUUUAUGGGGGCCUCCCUUGUCAGGCCAUAAUGUCUAGAGGUGGGCCUAUCGCGUCCUCUUUGGCUGGGACAUGUGGUUUUAUAAAAAAUUAAAAAAAAAGAAGAAGAAAAAUAGCUGGACACCCCUGUGCAUGUGUAUUCCUGGAACAGCUACCUCUAGGCCUAAAGGUUACCCAGCCUCCCACCUCCUAGCAAUCCCUGGGGCCAGGGCCAGGCCCAGCCCAGCAGGCUUAGGUCAGACUGCCUUAGGUGCUGUACCCACAGUAGGCGGGUUCUGCCCUUUUACUCUCCUAUAGGAUUCGGGGGGUGGAAAGGGCCAACACCCACAUCUGGCUCCCAGCUCAGUACUGCCACUGGGAAAAGACCACCGUGAGUACCUAUGCCUGAAGAAAUAAGGCUGGCCAGGCCAGGCUGGGACACAGGUUAGAUGGUGUGUGAGGGGGCCAUUAUGGGCAUUCCUAUGGCCUAGAGGAAGGGGCACCAGGGAACAGUCAUUAACUGAGGCUGUCACUUUGCAUACAGUUGACAGGGAAGGUUUGGUCUCAGAAAGGGCAAUAUUUGAGCAGAAUGGUGAGUGAGGAGGAGGGUUUGCCAGGCAGAAGGAUUAGUAGACCAGACCCGAGACUAGAAAUAGCCAUUGCUUUUUAUAUGUAAGGCUUCAGCAUAGUGAGCUAGUGACCUGGUUCAGUACACCUGGGUUUUAAGGGAUUAUCUGGCUGAAGGAGGUAGUAUAGUAGAGGCAGAGAAAUCCACCCCUGUUUUUUUCUAUAAGGCACCUGAACUCCAAGCCCUAACUAAAUUUUCUUUCUUUUUUGUUGAGACAGAGUCUCAAGCUGUUGCCCUGCGUAGAGUGCGAUGGCGUCGUAGCUCACAGCAACCUCCAACACUUGGGCUCAAGCGAUCCUCUUGCCUCAGUUUUUCCAUUUUUAGUAGAGACGAGGUCUCGCUUUUUGCUCAGGCUGGUCUGGAACUCAUGAGCUCAAGCAGUCCACCUGCCUCGGCCUCCCAGAGUGCCAGGAUUACAGGCAUAAGCCACCGCACCAGUCCCCCUGACUAAAUUUCUAAGUGUUCCUAGUCUUCAUGCUAAAUUUCUGCAACAGGAUGUGGCUUCUGCCCCCCAACACCAGAUUUCAGUGGGAAAGCUGGCUCCUGAAUCCGAAGCGUGGUUGGAGUGGGGUGAUGCCUGGCCCCCAUCCAAGAUCUGGGGGCCAUGUUCCAGCCACCGAGCCCUGUCCCACUUUCGAUUCCACAGGCUCCUGCUGAUCUUACUGCUGCUGCUGCCCAGUCAUGUGUGCUGCCCCACGCAACACACGCGUGGGUGCUGGGGUGACAUGGGGCAAGGAAAGGCUUGACUGGACAUCCCUUGUACAUGCUGGAUGGGCCCUUGGACCUGGCCUAUGGGAGGGAGAGGAGGGCGGGAUUGGGCCCAAGGGUGGGGCCUUGUUGACCCCUCCUGCUCUGCUCCAAUCUGAGGCUGGGCUGCUGCCUGCAGCGCCCCACUGUGGCCCUAGAGUGGCCCUGGGGCGCCCACUUCGGUCCGAGAACUCCGGCAGCUUAGCCAGCAGCGUAUGGGGCGUGGCUUGGUCGUACCUGGAAAACGAUUGGCCAAGGACCUAAGGUUUGUCUCUGAACAGCAACGGGAUUGGUCUGUAGGGCGUCCUGCUUUGAACUGCACUUAGGCCUAGGAGGCUGAUAUGGGUGGGGCCUCCGAGCGAGUCGCAGACGCACUUGAAAGUGGUUGGAUUACAGAAUUCAGAGGGAAUGAUCUAACCUCCAAGACUCCGGAAGGCUGUGCACUUGUAAAGGGACUGGCAAGGG
Molecule: messenger RNA, 6874 nt
Organism: Nycticebus coucang (slow loris)
Lineage: Eukaryota; Metazoa; Chordata; Mammalia; Primates; Lorisidae
Gene: STX4
Product: syntaxin 4
Exons: 10
Coding region: 4006-4809 (267 amino acids)
Biological process (GO): exocytosis; vesicle fusion; intracellular protein transport
Cellular component (GO): plasma membrane; endomembrane system; SNARE complex
Molecular function (GO): SNAP receptor activity; SNARE binding
Source: RefSeq, a predicted model, not a curated record